GCGUCAGCGGCAGGCGGAAGGCAGCGGCUCCCACCAUGCUCCGGCAGGACAGCAGUGAUGACAUUGAAGAUGUGUCUCUCUUUGAUGCAGAUGAUGAUGUAUCCAGGAGAUCCAGAAAGUCAAAAAUAAGGCACCCAGUGGCGUCCUUCUUCCACUUGUUCUUCCGAGUCAGUGCUGUAGUUGUCUAUCUGCUCUGUGAGCUCUUAACUAGCAGCUUCAUUGCCUGCAUGGUGACAAUCAUCCUCCUCCUCUCGUGUGACUUUUGGACCGUUAAGAACAUCACAGGGAGAUUGAUGGUUGGCCUUCGCUGGUGGAACCAAGUGGAUGAUGAUGGUAGAAGUCACUGGGUGUUUGAAGCUAGGAAGGCAUCAGCACAGAGAAGUAAAACCUCAUCAGAAGCAGAGUCCAGAAUUUUCUGGUUGGGUCUAAUUGUCUGUCCUAUCAUCUGGGUGAUCUUUGCCUUCAGUGCUCUCUUCUCUUUCAAAGUGAAGUGGCUGGCAGUGGUGGUGAUGGGAGUGGUGCUUCAGGGAGCCAACCUUUAUGGUUACAUCAGGUGUAAAGUGGGUAGCAGAAAGAACUUGACAAGCAUGGCCACCAACUAUCUGGGGAAGCAGUUCUUGCGGCAGACUGUGGCCAAAGAGGACCAACCAGCAUCCUGAGCUGUGUGGAAGCCUCAAUUCAGGCUGGAUUCUCAGUAGUGGACAGCAGAGAAUGUUGCUGUGACCUUUAGAUCUGGGAGCUGCAUACCUGAGGUGUGAAUUAAAAGAAGUAAAUAAAUUGUUGAAGGCUUCAGGUUAACCCUCCUGGCAACUUCA
Molecule: messenger RNA, 815 nt
Organism: Pogoniulus pusillus (Red-fronted tinkerbird)
Lineage: Eukaryota; Metazoa; Chordata; Aves; Piciformes; Lybiidae
Gene: TVP23C
Product: trans-golgi network vesicle protein 23 homolog C
Exons: 7
Coding region: 36-659 (207 amino acids)
Biological process (GO): protein secretion; vesicle-mediated transport
Cellular component (GO): Golgi membrane
Source: RefSeq, a predicted model, not a curated record